Purpureocillium takamizusanense is the source of this 9663-nucleotide messenger RNA. It is a transcript of the gene CHK1, whose product is annotated as Histidine kinase. Bases 938 to 8587 code for a protein of 2549 amino acids. Gene Ontology annotation, molecular function: phosphorelay sensor kinase activity; histidine phosphotransfer kinase activity; protein binding. The record is from RefSeq and is a predicted model, not a curated record. The transcript has 5 exons. Lineage: Eukaryota; Fungi; Ascomycota; Sordariomycetes; Hypocreales; Ophiocordycipitaceae. Gene Ontology annotation, biological process: protein autophosphorylation; phosphorelay signal transduction system.
AGCCCAGCCCAUAAGGUACAGCACCAGCAAGCACCUGACACCGGCACGCAGCCAGCCAGCCAGCUAGCGGGCAUGCUCACGCACUGCACCUCACCUUCACCCCUCCCAGGGGCGCCCAACCAACCUUCCAGCUCCGCUUCCUUGCACUCAGCGAAGCUGUGGUACCGCGACAGACGGACGGACGGACGGACGGACGACGACGAGACGACGACGACCACCACAACCACUCCGUCCGCCAGGUCAACUUAUACAUCAUCACCACCACCAACUCGCGCUGCCUCGCCGGGGCACCUGAACUGGCUCGAGGCGCACACACACACACACACACACACACACACACACACGCACCAGGCACACCACACGCCCACCCACACAUCUCGCAAGGCGGCCCCAACCCGCCGAGCGGGCCACCUAACCAGCCGCGCGCGCCCGAAGAACCACUCGUGCAACACCACGCCUGCAAACUCACCCGGUGCGUGAGAGCACGACACAGGGACAAGAAGAGCGAGCGAAAUAGUGAGAGAGCACGAGCUGCUGUGGCCCUCCCUCCCGCAACUCCGCCCGCGUCGAACCCGGCGCCGCCUCUCAUCCCGUCUCUCGGCAAAGCAUCCCUCCCCUCCUUCUCCGCCUUGCUGAACUCUCGCCGCGCUCUUGCGUCGUCGCCGCCUCGCUCGAUCGCCUGCCCGCCCGCUGCCGUCCCGGCCUCGCCGCCGACGCUCCCGCCAGACUGCAACCGCCCGCCCGCCGACUGAGGAUGGGCGCUGCGGACGGGCCCAAACUGCCGCUGCCGCUGCCGCCCGCCGCCGUUGUUAUCCUCGACCCCAUGUCAUUGUCACCGAGCCGACCGCUCCCAGACCACCGUCCUUUCUGAGAAGCGCCGCACCGCAAGUCCCGCGUCCCCUUCCUCCGGAGCCGCGCGCUCCCCCCCGUCGCCAUCAUGGACGAUGCCGUUCUGAUGCCCGACGAUGUUCUCGAUCCACCGCCUCCGCCGCCGCCGCCUCCGCGGUUGUUUGAGCGCUUGCGCCAGAUCGCCGGCUAUACCUGGGACGAGUCGAAACCGCCUUUUCAUUCGACCUAUGACUUCUGGCACGUCUUUGGCACGCGACAUGUCUCCGCGACCCCGCCCCUGUCGAGUCUCCAGCAUAACGAGUCGAAUCCCGGGUCGGUGAGCAAGAUGCCCACGGGGCGUCCAUCGCAGUCCGACCAUGGCCAGCCCGUCCCCUCCGAGAGGAGUCAAAGCACAGAAACGCCUAGGACACCGCAACUUCACCCGCCGCCGACACCAACUCUCUCCGUCCCGUCCAACGAAGCGUCCCAGAUCGAGGAACCCGUCGUCGCGCGAAUCUCGUUCCAUGCCUUGCGGGAGGAACGGGCUUUCCAAAUAGCCAGGAGCGUCACCGCAACGGCAGAUCCCCACGGCGACCAUAUCGUCAAACCCCUUGACCUCAUUCGACUUAAUCCCUCUGCAGGCGACCGUGGAGUUAUCAUUGUUGCCAUAUACGCACAUCCCGGCCGAAACUAUCUAUUCCGUGUCCUUGACGCGGGCCCAGCUUCGUACAUCGCAGAGAAGCAGGGCGAUGCAUAUGUCUCGAGCCCAGCGAAGAUGCCGCGUAGCCUUGAGCCGCCCAUGGACCUGGAUCACUUCCUCGACUUCGCCAUUGGCGCCACGCAGUGCUUGGAGAUUCUACACCACGGCCAGGGCAUGAUUCACGGUGAGAUUCGAGGUGAUGCCUUCCACUUCAACCUUGAAGAGAACAAGGUUCGCAUCGUGUCCUUCGGCUCAGGGAUCAGGUCGUUCGAGCACGGCUUGACUAGCACCGGCUGGUCGAGCUUGUCUAAGGAACUUGGCGCGAAGAACAAGCUGCUUUACAUAAGUCCCGAGCAGACCGGCCGCAUGCCUGCCGAGCCGGACACGCGAACCGAUAUUUACUCAUUAGGCGUCUUGCUAUGGACCCUCCUAACGCAAAAGCCAGUCUUCACGGGCGAUUCACCGCUUGAUAUUGUUCAAGGCGUGCUGGGCCGCAGGAUACCAAACGUCGCCUCGGUGCGCAUGGACAUACCUGAUGUCAUCGGCCGCAUCAUUCAAAAGUGCACGGCCAAGAACAUUGCUGAUCGCUACCACUCGGCAAGCGGGCUCAGGCACGACCUGGUCAUGGUCCAGGAUCUCCUCGGUGACGGAGACUUGUCCGCCCUCAAAGACAUGAAGAUUGGGACCAAGGACGUCUCUUCAUUCUUCAUGCUACCCGGCGCCAUGAUUGGGCGUGUCGACGAGAAAAAUGAGCUGCUCAAGGUGAUAGACCGGGUCGCCCGAUCACAUGCCAUGAGCAGCAAAGGCACCAGCCGCUUCUCCGAUGGAUCGAGCCUCACCAACGAAGUCAUUGUCGGCGACGACAUGUCCAGCGAAGGCGCCAGCUCUGUUGAUGGUACAAACCGCCGAAGCGGCUCCUUCACCCAGACGACCUCAUCAGACCCCAAGCACACGAGAAGCAGCUUCCAGCCUUCACUCCUCUCCGAUACCCAUACCCUCUCCAACGAGACAGUCUCUUCCUCCCAAUCCGGCAACCAUGGUCGCCCGGCGCGGCCGUGGGAGCGUCACCAAUCAAUGUCAAUAGAUGCCAGCAGCGCCAUCGACAGCCUGGGGUUGGAAGCCGGCCGUUCCGGCGUCACCGAUUCAUCGGCAUCCAGCCUGUCUCGACAGCUAGGCAACGCCAAAUUUCGGAGGCGGGGACACUGCGAAGUCGUGACCAUACAAGGCGCUGGAGGUCUCGGCAAGAGCUUCCUGGUACAAAGCGUGCUUCCGGAGGCACGACGGCGUGGAUACUGCGCGACAGCAAAGUUCGACACGUCUAGACGGACGGCAUUUGGGCCCCUGCUUAAGUUACUGUCGUCACUGUUCAAACAGGUCUGGGGCGAGCGGAACACGGAGACGCCGUUUCACCAAGGCCUAAAGCAGUACGUGCGUCCGGUUUGGCCGAUGCUUCAUCGGGCCCUUGGUCUGCCAGAGUUCCUCCUCGGUCCCCCGGAGGUUGGCCCUGGUCGGUCAGUCUCCUCGAUGCAUGGCUCCAUCAGUGGCUCCAUGAGCUCUGUACCCCGAAGCAAUGGCAGAUCCGGCAUCAGGCGGCGAGGGUCGUCUCCUGGGAGCUCCCCUCGGCCAUUAUCUCACAGCUCCAGUAUCGGCACGCAGAGCUCGCAGGACUAUCUCUGCGCUGGAACUUCGACCAAGACGACGCGUCUGAUGAAUGUGUGUCUGGAUAUCCUCCGCGUCUUCACCACGCAUAAGUUCAUCUGCUUCUGCCUGGACGACAUUCACUUCGCCGACGACGAGUCCCUGGAGCUCAUCACGCAGAUUAUCGGCGCCAAGAUGAAAAUGAUAAUCAUCAUGACAUAUCGCCCCGAAGAACUGUCAGCGGAGAGGAUGGAGAGCAUCAUCUGCCCUCCGGAGCUUGAUGAAAAUCCACGUAAUAAACGGCCAGCAGUCACGAGGAUCACCCUGUCCCCGAUGACAGAGGACGACAUUCUCGAGUAUGUCUCGAGUACCUUGUCACGGCCCAAGGACGAAAUCUUGUCACUCGCCCUUGUGAUUCAAUCAAAGACGGCCGGAAACCCGUUCUACAUGCGCGAAAUGUUGAGUGCCUGCCAUCGCAAGAGAUGCAUCUGGUACGACUAUCGGGACAGCCAGUGGCACUUUGACUUGGACCGGCUGUUUGCGCAGUUCCAGGGCGAGAAAGACUAUGAUGUCCUCGACACGGGAUUCAUCACGCAACGGCUGGGCGAACUGCCGCCGGCGGCUCGGGCAGUUCUGGCGUGGGGUGCGCUGCUUGGCAACUCUUUCUCGUUCGAGUUGAUCAGCCGGCUGAUGCAGGGAGAGUUCGAGUUCGACGACGGCGGCCCGAUGGAAUGCGCCCCAGAAUAUCCCCAACGCGCAUAUACCGAAGGCGAGGCGAUCGCCGGCCUACAGGCCGCCAUUCAAGCGUACAUCCUUGUCCCCAGCGAGACGGAAGACCGGUUUCGUUUUGCGCACGACCGUUACAUCCACGCAUCUUCUGCGCUGAGAGAGUGCAACACCAGGCGGAUGCACUUCAUCAUAUCGCAGACGCUGCUCAAAUACUACGCGGUCGAAGCCCGGCAGAAAGACAGCACCGCCGCGCACAUCUGCACGGCCCUAGACCUCAUCAAGCGGCGCGUAUCGGCACGCCAGGGAUACCGCAAGCUGCUUCUGGACUGCGCGCAGGCUGCAACGGAAAACGGCGCCCGGCCGACUGCUUCCAAGUACUACAGCGCGGCCAUUUCCCUGCUGCAAGGGGCGCCGUGGGAGGACGAAGCCGACGACGUUUCGUAUGACGAGACGAUGCAGCUCCAUCUACGCGCUGCCGAGUGCUACCUGUUCAUGGGUCAACUUUCCGCCGCCAAUGACCUGCUGUCGGUAGUCUUUGCAAACGCCAAGACGGCAGUCGACAAGGCUCCGGCGUACGUCCUGCAGUCGAGGAUAUUUGCGCAGAAUGGGAACGCGCUGGCGGCGUUCAUUUCGCUCAGGGAGUGCCUCUCUGCCCUCGGCGUCCCGCUCGACGACCAGCCGACGUACGAAAAGUGCGACGAGCGUUUCAAGAAGCUCGCCAAACAGAUCAAGGCGAGCAGCCGCGAGGAGCUCCUGCAGCCAAAGAGGACGGGCGAUCCCAUCAUAGCAUCCAUCGGUGCGGUUCUAGCCGAGACGACUGCUGCCGCUUGGUGGAGCGACUGCUUGCAUUUCUACCACCUCACCAUGGUCAUGCUGGAGAUGCACCUCACGAGGGGCGCGUUCCCGCAGUCUGGCAUGGCAUUCCUGCACCUUGGCGUCGUGGCCUUGACCAGGUUCGGCGAGGCACAGUUUGCCGUUGAUCUUGGGUCAAUAUGCCAAGACCUGCUAUACCAAGCGAGAGACGCCUUUUCAAUGGCACGCGGUCAGAUGCUACAUGCCUGUUUCCUCGGCCACAUCCACUACUCCAUGCCCCUCUCCAUUUCGCAGAUGGAGGACGCCAUUGAGCUAGCGUCUGUGGGAGGAGACCGCAUGUCGACGAUUCUCAGCUACGGUCUCUGUGCCCAGGCCAAGCUGUUUGCGAGCGACAACUGUGCAGACCUUGAAGGGUUUUGUCAGUACGGCUGCGAGGACAUUCCGAACUGGUCCUACGACACGCGCGGAGGUGCCCUGCUAAUCGGCAUUCGCCAGCUGUGCCGGGCAUUGCAGGGCAAGACGUCGAUCCACGAUGCUGUUGGAGUCAUGAGCGACGAACAGCACGAUGGCAUCCUGUACAAGAACUGGCUCAUGAGCCAGACACAGGAGAGCAACAGGUCAUCGCUAUUCUACGAAAGCCUGGAGCUGGUCGCGCUUUUCCUCUUCGGCCAUUAUGAGCGGGCUAUCGCCAUUGGCAAGGCCUGCACGGAGAAGCUCGCGAUGCUCUGGUCAGCACGCAACAGCAGGCUCAUCUUGCUUUUCUACGGGCUUGCCAGAUCCGGCAACUUGAUGAGAAAUAUGCAAGAUCCUCGGUCGCUGGCGGAGGACUUCACUGCGGAGACCAAAGACACGAUUGACGAACUGCGCCGGUUCGUUGGCAUGAUGGAGGACUGGUCCGUCGUCUCGGACGUCAACUAUCGAUGCUGGUCUCGACUUCUCGAUGCGCAAAUUGCAGAAUUGUCCACCGAUCACGGGCAAGCAGUCCAACACUACGAAGAAGCCCUGGAUCACGCCACCGAGCACGACUUUGUGUUCGAGGAGGCGCUGGGCAAUUACCUCAUGGCAGGCUUCUUCGUCAGACGGAAAGCGAGGAGAUCCGCUCGAGCCGCGCUGCAGGAGGCCAUCGGCCUGUACAGGCAGAUCUCGGCCAGCGGCGUGGCCAAGACCAUUGAGGACGAGCACAGCCUCCUCCUUCACGGGCCGACGCGAAAUCACCGAUCCAACGAGGUCGGUGUUCAGACGGACUUCGUCGCGGACGCUCCGUCUGUGCGGUACCGCACCGUGGAAGGGGAAGACGGCGAAGAGCUGACACAGAUUCCGUCGAAUGUCAUGUCGGAUCUCAAGGGCGACCGCAUCGGCGCCUGGCGAGGGUCCAUGAACAACCCAACAGAAGACGGGGGUGGCCUUCCUGCACUGGACAUGAUUGACCUGCAUGCCAUCCUCGUGUCGUCGCAAGUCAUCUCGUCCGUCUUGCAGGUAGACGAGUUGCUCAAGACCAUGUGCGACGUGGUCUUGCAGACGUGUGGCAGCUCUGCCACCCGGGCAGCAAUCGUCGUUCAGGAGGCCUCUGAUGAGCACGCGUGGUACGUUGCGGCGAGCGGUGAUCCCGAACGCGGAGCAUCGGCACACAACCCAGGGCUGCCGUUGUGUGGCACGUCCUUGAUCGCGGAGAAUGUCGUCCUGUAUUGCUCCCGCUUCUUGGAGUCAGUCUUCAUCCCGGAUCUCAUCGCCGACGAGAGGUUCGGCAACGUGAGCGAGUCGUGGCUGCAGCGAAACCCCCUGGGCAAGGCCAUCAUUGCCCUGCCAAUCUGCCACGGCACGAAGCCGCUCCUCGGCGUCCUGUACCUCGAGGGGGAACCGGGCUCGUUCACCGACCGCAACGUCACCGUUCUGCAACUGCUGGUGAACCAGAUCGGCAUCAGUUACUCCAAUGCGCUGUCGAUGAAGAACGUGGAGAAGAUCUCCGCUGAGAAUCGCUCCAUGGUGUCGGUCCAGAAGCGGGCUCUUGCCAAGGCGCUCGAGGCGGAAACCAAGGCGAAGAACGCCGAGGCGGAAGCGAAACGCAACGUCAAGCUUGCCGAGGAGGCGGCCAAGGCCAAGUCAAUAUUCCUCGCUAACGUUUCCCACGAGCUGAGGACCCCCCUGAACGGCGUCAUUGGCAACUCGGAACUUCUGCGCGACAGCAAUCUGAACCGGGAGCAGCUCGAGAUGGCCGACUCCAUCCGCGUGUCGGCUGAUCUCCUUCUCACCGUCAUCAACGAUAUCCUUGACUUUUCGAAGAUGGAGGCCGACAAGAUGAAGCUCUACAUUAUCGCCUUCAACCCCGAGGAGAUGGUGCGCGAAGUGGUCCGAGCGGUGUCCUACAGCAAUCGGGAGAAGACAUCCAAGAAGAACGUCAAGAUCAUCCAGGACAUCAACCUUCCGCCGAUGCUCAUCUACGGAGACCCGAUCCGCCUUCAUCAGGUCCUUGGGAACUUGAUUGGCAACAGCCUCAAGUUCACCGAAGACGGCGCCAUCACAAUCGGUGCGCGUCUGGACUCGGAUACAAAGGAAAAGGCCACCCUGACGUUCUGGGUCCGCGACACGGGCAUCGGCAUCCCGCCGCAGCAGCUGGCCAAGCUCUUCCAGCCUUUUAGCCAAGCCGACGCGAGCACAGCGCGCAAGUAUGGCGGGAGUGGCCUGGGCCUGAGCAUCUGCAAGAGCCUUAUCGAGAUCAUGAUGCAGGGCAAGAUCCAGCUGGAGAGCGAGGAGACCGUCGGCACCACUGCCUGGUUCACCGUCACGUUCGACAAGGCCAAGUCUGAUGUCUCGGCGGGCGACGCACAGUCCAAGGGCUCGCCGCCCAUUGACCGAUAUUCGGCAGCGGUGACGCCCGCCGAGCGCGCGUCGUCCCCCAACCCCUACAUCGACUUGACGAAAAUCUCAAAGGAAGACGUGCGCAUCUGCGUCGCGGAAGACAACCCCAUCAACCAGAAGAUUGCGAUCCAGUACGUUCAGCGGCUAGGCUACACCAGCGUGAGUGCCUACGAGAACGGUCUCAAAGCCGUCGAGGGGCUCCGCCAAAAGGCCAGAGAGGGCAAACCGUACCACAUCGUUCUCAUGGACGUCCAGAUGCCCGUGCUGGACGGGUACGAGGCGACCAAGUUGCUUCGCAAGGACUCGCUCGAGGCGGUUCGGAAGGUGCUCGUCAUCGCCAUGACGGCAUCUGCCAUCCAGGGUGACCGAGAAAAAUGCCUCGCUGCCGGCAUGAAUGACUAUUUGGCCAAGCCCGUCCGGUCCGAGGUGCUCAAGAAGAAACUGGAUGCGUACGUCAAUAGUGCGUCGAGCAUUUCCUUCAGCCGCCAGCCUCCGAGCCCCUUGGAGAUGUCCAAGCCUCAGGCUAACGGAGCACGGAGCGGCAACGGGUCAAGCAUACCUAGCCGUUCGGAGGGCAAAGUUCCCGGAAUCACCAUCUCGGAUCCCAUGAAGGACGGCGCCGUGUACAACAUGCCCCUCGACUCGGAGGGGUUCAGCGCCAAGGACAGUCCGGUCUACGGCAGAACCCACCACAGCCAGGACGACGACGACGACGACCACUCCUUCUUCCCGCGCGUCGAAGAUCUCCAGAGGAGCAACUCGUCGGCCACGGGCCAGACGUCCCCGCCGCCGCCGCCGUCGUCUCACCACGAUGGAGCUGAGAAGAAACAUCUGCGCAAGCUCACCAAGAGCCGUGGCAACAGCGAGACUCGACUCGGGAAGCCCGCCGCCGUGGAACAGGUGCUGCCCCUCGCGGAAAGACCCAAGGGGGUCCUGACCAAGAAGCCGCCGAACCAACUCCAGAGCACCAUCAGCGGCGUGGAAGACGGGACGUUUGACGGGACACCCUCGCCGCCACAAUAAAAUCUCUCCGUUUCAGAGUCGGGAUGGGGAACAUCACGGCUCGCUGAGCCUACGCUGCCCGCGGCCGGGUUACGUCGGGGUCGUAUGCUCCGCCCCAGAAACGACCAAGCCUUGCUGGUUUCUACGACUUCACGAAAGCGACUUCCGAGCACGAUGCACGAUGCACGAUGCAACGGACCACACGCCGGAGGCCUGUCCACAGGUCACAGGGCACCUUGAUUGGCCUUGAACCAAGGUCCCGUGCACGCCAGAUGCGACCGACCGAGAAUGAUGGUGCCCCCUUCAUUGUCCAUCUACCCGUCCACAUGCCAUGCCACGCACGCCAUGCACACCGCGAAUCCGACACGUUGCUGCUGGUACUCGGCCCGCAUAUUUGCUUGUUUCCGCUAUAUGAUGCAUAUGUCUGACACAACAAAGACGACAUCAAAGAGACGGAAGCUAAUACCAGCGCGUCCCGCCCUGCUUUCUCCCCCGCUUUCAAGCCUUACCUCCUGUCACUUUUGGUUUCCUCUUAUGAGGAUUUACAUAUCUGUUCGUUUCACUUUCCUUUGAAAGGACGGGCUAAGGAUACGGGAAUGAAACGGCCGUGAUAAGGGUUUGCUUUCUUAUUAUUUUUUUUAUGGUUUGUGAGCGACAUCCAGAAAAACGAGAGGGAAGGAGAAAGAGAGGCACACGAGCCCCCUGGACCCAAUUAUUGGGAAGGGUUCUUCCCGGUAGCUGCAAGGCUGGUAGACGAGGCGCUGCCGGUCGACGAACCCUAUUGUCCGAUGGGGAAGUGCUACUAUUUCGCAUGUCACGGCGCUCCAAGGGGAUCGAUCCUGCAUUGAAGUCCAUGAAUGGUUGGAGGAGGACGCGAGGAGAGGGGGAACUGCGCGUAAGAGCUGCUUGCGAGGAAAGGAGAGGGGGGUUGCUGGGGUUUGUGUCAGUUGGAAACGCACGCGCGACGGCCUCGCUGCUUUGGAUGACAAACGGAGAGUACAUGUAUAGGCAGGUAGGCAGGCGAGAGUAGCAGCAUCAUGAGAGACGACGUGGCGCGCUGACGCCAUCGCCGCUUCCCAAUACAUCAUGUAGCCGGC